UCAAGGUCAAAGAGUUUAAGUGGAGUGAGGUAUAUAUACCAGCGCAGUUCAGUUACGCGUAGUAGCCGCAGUGCUAGGGGUGAUCUGUGUACAAAAUUUUAAGUAGUUGUAUUACUCGGUCAUAGUAUUAACAGUGAAAUUGUGCUCGUGUAUGAUACAACAGAACGAAAUUCCAACGGCAUAAGAUGUUUCCACAUAUAAAAGGUCUGCUGCAGAGACAGCAGCACGUAGCGGUCGCCACUCAUAACACUCAGUUUGCAGCAACCAAGACAACAGCUGCUGUGCAAGAGACAGCCACCAGUGCCCCAAAAGCAGAAGGAGCAUUCACUUCAGGCCGUGUGGGUAACUACCGUAAAUUGGACAACUUGGAGAAAAGGUUUCUAGUCUGGACAGGAAAAUACAAAUCAAUAGCAGAUGUUCCUGAUAGCGUAUCGAUGGAUGUGAUUGAGAGAGCCAGAAACAGGAUUCGCAUCCGUGCAGCCAAUUACAUGAUUGGACUGACAGUUCUUGGUUGUGUGAUAUUCGCCUUUUCUGGCAAGGAGGCUGCAAAGAGAGGUGAAUCCGUGAAGAAAAUGAAUUUGGAUUGGCACAAAAAAGUAAACGAAGAAGAGAAGACUGCUAAGUGAGGCUAUUCCCCUCAGUCCUAAUAAAUCUGUUAUUGGUCUCGAAUUGGAGAUCAUGUUUUUUAAUUUCAGCAGAACGUUGCUGUGAGCAGUAGUCAUAAAGAUUUUUUUUUUUUUAAAUUUCUGUAUCUAUUAGAAUUGUUUGGAAACUGUGAUCUGCUUAAAAAUUGUAUUAAUAUUAUUAGCUGUGUGUUUGCAUGCUACUCUCUUUAGUAUAAAUUUGUAGCAGAGUCUACUCUGAUACAGGUAGCAUGAUGUCGUUGCCACAUAGAUGUGCCUGUAGAAGCAUGCCACAGGUAAAACAAGAGUUUAUACAACUACUAGCAAAGCUUCUACAUAAAACUGAGAUUGCAAUAUGUGUAAUGCCAUACUGAACUUCUUUAAAAAUUGUACAGCACUACAAGAACUGUCAGUGUACGAGAAAACAUUUAAAAAAAGAAAAGGGGAUACCUUGCUUUUUUAAAAAUAUAACUAGCUACUUAUUUAAUGUGAAAGUGCUGAAAAAUAUUCCCUCUCCUUUUCUUUUUAAUAAUUUUUUUGCAGAUAUAUACUUUCAGCCGAAUACUCGAACAGCAUAAACUUCUCUAUGUUAAAAGUAUGGUCUUCAUGCAGAAACAUUGCAUGUACUGAUACCAGUAUUGUGUGUAGACGUUUACCAAACCAGUGUCUGAGUCUCGUUCUCUGAAAAAAAAAAUUCAGGUUAAAUGAUUGAGGCAACAUGAAUCUGUGGAUGGUAUGAUUGAUAUGGAAUGUUUUAAGUGUUUAAUAUGGAUGUGUGCUGGCACGGAAUUCAGUGGUGGACAAUUUCCGGCGUGUUAAUUUAAUAGUAAUAUUAUUUUCGAUCACUUGAUUAUAUGAACAAAGUUGGUCCUAAUUUAUAAACUGUGGUUUUAAAUAAAGUGUGUGAUUUUCAUAAAAAA
This is a messenger RNA of Schistocerca serialis cubense, 1543 nucleotides long. RefSeq names its product UPF0389 protein CG9231. NCBI's taxonomy places the organism in Eukaryota, Metazoa, Arthropoda, Insecta, Orthoptera, Acrididae. The record is from RefSeq and is a predicted model, not a curated record. The coding region runs from base 186 to 626 and encodes 146 amino acids. The transcript has 4 exons.